AUGAAUUUGUUUCCCACCACGCGGGGACUCUUACUUGCAGCUAUCUUGAGCUGCUUGUUUGCUUCAGUGGAAGCGUCCAAAGACUCCCUAAGAAAGCAUGCAAGGCCAACCUUUACAUUUGACGAGCUUUGGGAUCUUGAAAAGACCUUUUGGGAUGCUUUCCUCUACCCUGCAAAUCUGAAGCAAACACAGGGAAAUUCAUCUAGCAUUUUCGCCUCCGAUGUUCAAGGACGUGUUGACAUUACCCGCACCUUCGAUGGAGAUGAGCUCAACCGCGAAUACAUCUUCGGCCUCUUUUCGGAUCCAGUGCACGUCAGCCUUGUCGGUGUUCCGAUCGCAUAUAACAUAACCCAGUUCGCCGCCAAUGACAACAUCGCCUCUGCAACCACGGUGGUAACCUUCAACGCAACCACCUUCGGAGUUCUCAUCCCCGUCACAAUCGAUACCUGGAUCGAGUUCAACCCAGACGGAAAGAUUGCUCAAUAUGACGCCGUGUUCCGCUGGUUCGAGUACCUAGUCGACUUCCUGAUCGGAGGUGUGGCAACGAAGAUCAAUGCUACCUCGCCUGACCAAGCUGUCGCAUAUGUGGCUGAUCUAUUAGCAAAGACAAUUUGCGAGACCCAUGAACAGCAUUGCACAGGGUCAAAUCAGCAGUAUACUGACACUACUGCUUGCUACGACUUUUUGACCAAAACCGCACGAUUUGGCAAGAGCUAUGAGUUGGGUCGGAAUACAUUGCUGUGUCGUGAGGUUCAUGAGCAUAUGGUGCAGUAUCGGCCCGAAAUCCACUGUGCGCACAUCGGACCCGGUGGUGGUGGAUACUGCGUUGAUGAUAUGAGUUACGGACAGACUGUGCUACAAAGAUACUUUAAUGAUUCGUGGAUACCAUUUGGGUAUGGCACAGAUCAAAAUCUGUGGUUAGCCAACUGA
Penicillium canescens is the source of this 930-nucleotide messenger RNA. RefSeq lists its product as uncharacterized. Bases 1 to 930 code for a protein of 309 amino acids. The transcript is spliced from 2 exons. Lineage: Eukaryota; Fungi; Ascomycota; Eurotiomycetes; Eurotiales; Aspergillaceae. The record is from RefSeq and is a predicted model, not a curated record.